Molecule: messenger RNA, 648 nt
Organism: Cyphomyrmex costatus
Lineage: Eukaryota; Metazoa; Arthropoda; Insecta; Hymenoptera; Formicidae
Product: astacin
Exons: 3
Coding region: 43-648 (201 amino acids)
Biological process (GO): proteolysis
Molecular function (GO): zinc ion binding; metalloendopeptidase activity
Source: RefSeq, a predicted model, not a curated record
GACAACGAAACGGGAGUUAAAGUAUCACAAUGGACCGUAAAUAUGAACAUGAAUCCUGAAGAAUUGGGUAACUAUAUGGAAGGAGAUAUUAUGAUCGCAAAAGGCACCACACUACGAAAUGGUGCAAAAGAUGAAAAGCUUCGUUGGCCUAAUGGUGUUAUUCCUUACGUAAUCAUGGGUAACUUCAAUGACACUCAAUUACAUCUUAUAUAUGAGGCAAUGAAGGAAUAUGAGAAGUAUACAUGUAUCAAGCUUAAACCGAGAACAGACGAAAGGGAUUACGUUAAAUUUGUUAGUUAUAAUAAUGGAUGCUGGAGCUACGUUGGCAAAAUUGGCGGUGUACAAUUAAUAAACUUACAAUCUCCUGGUUGUGUAACAAAAAAGGGUACUGUAAUACAUGAAAUUAUGCACGCUACUGGCUUUUGGCACGAGCACACUAGAGAUGACCGAGAUGAUUACGUGACUAUCAACUGGAAUAAUAUUAAAGAAUCAAGCUUGAGUAAUUUUGUCAAACUUUCCCCGGACAUCGUCGAAGAUUACGAUAUCCCUUAUGAUUAUGACAGCGUAAUGCAUUAUUCACCGUACGCAUUUGCCAAAAACUCCACUAUAAGAACUAUAAUUCCAAAAGUAAGUAAUAAUUAUUUUUGA